UACAUAUGUGGGGAGGUUUGGGAAAAUAUUUGGCAACCUAUGAACAAGUUAAAACUUUGCUAGAAAUAAAUCCAUGUGAGCAGUUUGUAGGACAGACUUCUCUGAUGUGAUAAGUUAACAAAAAGCAUAGUUUAAUUUAAAAGUGUUUGUUUUGUGUGUUAGGACCAUUGGUAAAGUUUGAAACACUUUAAAGUACCGUUACUAUGUCGACUUGUGGGGGAAAAUCUGCUCAUGGAGACACGAAAGACAAAAACGGGAAUGUUAGCAAUUCCAGAGCGUUUUGUAGCGUCUGUAAACGCAUGUACCGAGAGCCCAAACUGCUCACGUGCCUGCACACGUUUUGUUCCGACUGUAUCCGGCAGCUCGAGACGUUUUCCCCGAGUCCGGACCGGGAGCGCGUGCGCGCUCUCACCGUGCUGUGUCCCGAGUGCGACAGUGAGGUGGAGCUGCCGCGCUCCGGGGUGGACGGACUCACUACAGAUCAUCUGGCGUUGGACGACGUGUUCAUGGAGACGCUGCUGCUGCGUAAAAGCGCCGUGUGCGACCUGUGUGCAGACGCCGAGGCCGAGCAGCGCUGUGACGUCUGCAGCAUCAACCUGUGUGACUUCUGCAGCCAGGCGCACAGGAGACAAAAGAGGACCUCCAGUCAUGCCAUCCACAGCUUGGAAGAGCUGAAACGCCAGGGCCGUCUCUCCAGACCCGUGCUGUGUUCCCUGCACUCAGGUCAGGAAUUGCGUCUCUUCUGUGAGACCUGUGAUCUCACCGUGUGCAUGGAAUGUGCUGCCACGUUUCACAGGGACCAUCACUGCAGUCCCAUGCAUGAGGUCAUACAUCAGCAUGGCGACCGUAUCCGGGAGCUGGUUUCCAGAAGCCUGCGGCCUCGUCUCGUUCGUCUGGAGGAGGCACUGAGGUGCGUGGAGGUUUCUCAGGAAGCUUUGCAGUCUCGGGCAGAGGCGAUGGCGAAGGAGAUUCAUGCCUUUGCACAAGCCUACACAAGUGCUGUGGAAGCUCAUUGCCGUUCUCUUCUACACUCCCUGGAGGAUAUGCGAGUACAGAGGCGCAACCAGCUUCAACUGCAAAGGGCGCAGCUGAAGCAGGCCCUGUGUGAUAUCCGUGGCAGUGUGGACUUUGCUGAGCGUUUGCUCACAUGUGGCUCAGAGGCAGAGAUCCUCAGUGUGAAGGGAGUAACUACAAGGCGGUUAAUAAGCCUGUUGGACUCUGGGCACGACCCAAACAUGACCAGUGUUAGCCAUGACAUUGGCAGCAGUAUUUGUUUUUUACCACAGGAGCUUGCAGGGCAGGUGGAGGGAUUUCCCAUGGUCGGAGUUCUGCAGUCCAAGACUGUAGAUCCCAGCAAAUGCACCAUUCAAGGAGAAGGUGUCCAACAGUGUGUUGAGGGCCAGAAGUGUGAGUUCACACUCGUCUGCAGGGACUCUGCAGAGGAGCUGAUGGGCAAAGGGGGAGACUCCGUGUUAGUCAGCAUAAUCCACACAGAAAAGAAAGAGUGCAAAGUACAGACCACAGUGACUGAUAAUAACGAUGGGUCGUAUGCUGUUUCCUACACACCCAUGGAACACGGAUCCUACUCCGUGUGGGUGUGUGUUAAAGCACAGCAUGUUAAGGGCUCGCCUUUUGGGCUGACGGUAAAGAGAAAAUUUCAGCGCCACCACGGCAUCUUCCACUGUUGCUCCUUCUGCUCUAGUGGAGGCACUAAAGAGGCACGGUGUGGCUGUCCUGGGACCAUGCCAGGGGGGUUCCAGGGCUGUGGUCAUGGUCAUAAAGGACACCCAGGGAAGCCACACUGGUCCUGCUGUGGUAGUGUGCUUGAGAGUUCAGAGUGUGUGCGCAGCGUUGUGUCAGGCUCUCACCGUGGACAUGUCAGAACUGUGGAACUCUGAUGGAUGACUCUGAAAAGACACAAGGACAUAUCACAGCAUUAAAAUGAUGACAUGCAGUGCUUUAAAAAAACAUGAAACUGAUUUAGGUAUGAUUUCUUUCAAAUCUCACCAGCUGGCCUGUCUGUGAUACAGUUUCUCUCUGUGAAGCUGGAUUAUUCACCAAAAACUAUGAAGAUGACCGAUUUCCACUUUGUUCCAUCUAUUAUUUAAUGGCUUUUUUAUUUAAGCAUUCAGUCAGUCAAGAUGCGACUUAACGUAAAGAAUGUGCUCAAAUGAAACACGGAUUAAUAAUAAAACAAGUAAAUAUCCCCACAGCAAAUGUGAAACUUCUAUCCAACUUUAGCCUUAUAUGAUGUUUUUAUAAUGGUUUUCUAAAGCUUGAAUAUAUAUUUGAUGUUGCAUUAUUUUUAAUACUUUUACUUAAUCUCAACUCUAUAUGAACACAAUGUUUAUUACUGAUGUUAAUAAUCUAGAACAAAAGUGUUGCAUAUGUUUUUAUUAUUUGGAUUUUUUUAUUAUGUAGAUUGUUUGUGUGUGCUUGCUUGUGCUACCAAAGACGACCUGUGGUAAUCGUAAGUAGUUAUAAGUAGAAAAACUAUUUCAUUUCUAGUUUCAGAUGUGAAUAUAUGGAAUGUGUAAUAAACUAGGCUUUUAUAUAGUAAGACGUAUAUCUGGUCCAUGAAAAGAGCAGAGUGCUUUAGAAAUAUGUCUCAAGUCAAAUGUUCCCUUUGGUGUAAUCGUGGAUAUACAAAUUAAAAGUAUAAAACAUUUAA
Tachysurus fulvidraco (yellow catfish) is the source of this 2671-nucleotide messenger RNA. It is a transcript of the gene trim45, whose product is annotated as tripartite motif containing 45. The record is from RefSeq and is a predicted model, not a curated record. Lineage: Eukaryota; Metazoa; Chordata; Actinopteri; Siluriformes; Bagridae. Gene Ontology annotation, molecular function: ubiquitin-protein transferase activity; protein binding; zinc ion binding. Bases 204 to 1898 code for a protein of 564 amino acids. Gene Ontology annotation, biological process: positive regulation of DNA-templated transcription. Gene Ontology annotation, cellular component: nucleoplasm; chromatin. The transcript has 6 exons.